Messenger RNA from Vigna umbellata (rice bean), 510 nucleotides. RefSeq lists its product as uncharacterized. Gene Ontology annotation, cellular component: cytoplasm. The record is from RefSeq and is a predicted model, not a curated record. Gene Ontology annotation, molecular function: ubiquitin protein ligase activity. Lineage: Eukaryota; Viridiplantae; Streptophyta; Magnoliopsida; Fabales; Fabaceae. Gene Ontology annotation, biological process: protein ubiquitination.
AUGGCGACAGCGGCGGAGCUACAAGCGACGACCUACGGGUGCCACGAAUGCGAUAUGAGCGUGUCCCUUACGCUCCUUCCCUCGCCUCUCCUCUGUCUCCACUGCCACACCUCCUUCCUCGAACUAAUGGCCUCUCCCUUCUCCCAAAACAAUGUCGAAUCACCCCUCUUUGGCGUCGUUUUCCACGAAGCGCUCUUACUCCUCUCCCCCAAGCCCCUCCCCGCCAAACCCUGCCCUCUCCCCUUCGUCAACGUCACACCCUCGCUCCUUUCCGCGCUCGACCCCAAUGGCGUUGUUUUCUGCGUUGUGUGCAAAGACCAAAUUUCCCUCUUUGACGCCGAGGCCAAACAGUUGCCUUGCAAACAUCUCUACCAUGUCGGUUGCAUCACACCGUGGCUCGACCUCCACAUGCCGUGCCCGUUGUGCAGGCUCCGCCUUGAGGAAGAGGGGGCACAGGAGGAGGAAGACGAAGGUGACGACGUGGUGAGGGAGAUCCGGAGGGAGCCUUGA